UAUGUGCCAAGAGAACAGGAAGCGAACACUUUCAGACUCCGAAGCUGAUGUUGCUGUCUACUCCCUUCUUUCUGUGAAUGAUACUGGCUGUGCUCAAUCCCUUCGGCUAGUUGAAACGCAAGCGAGAGAGUCAGAUUAGAAGAAGAUGGGAUGUACUCUGAGCACGGACGACAAGGCGGCGCAGGAGCGGAGCAAGAUGAUCGACAGGAAUCUGCGGGACGACGGAGAAAAGGCAGCCCGGGAGGUCAAGCUGCUGCUGCUCGGUGCUGGAGAGUCUGGAAAAAGCACAAUUGUUAAACAGAUGAAGAUCAUCCAUGAAGCGGGCUACUCAGAGGAGGAGUGUAAGCAGUACAAGGCCGUGGUCUACAGCAACACCAUCCAGUCCAUCAUUGCCAUCAUCAGAGCUAUGGGACGCCUCAAGAUCGACUUUGCUGAUCCAGCCCGAGCGGAUGAUGCACGGCAGCUGUUCGUCCUGGCCGGUUCAGCAGAAGAGGGCUUCAUGACAGUGGAACUAGCCGGGGUCAUCCAGCGGCUGUGGAAGGACGGAGGCGUUCAGGCCUGCUUCAGCCGCUCCCGAGAGUACCAGCUCAACGACUCUGCUGCUUACUACCUAAACGACUUGGACAGGAUAUCCCACAGUGCUUAUGUGCCCACCCAACAGGAUGUGCUGCGGACCAGAGUCAAAACUACUGGUAUUGUGGAAACACAUUUCACUUUCAAGGACCUGCACUUCAAAAUGUUUGAUGUGGGCGGACAGAGAUCAGAGAGGAAGAAGUGGAUCCAUUGUUUUGAGGGAGUCACCGCCAUCAUCUUCUGUGUGGCUCUGAGUGACUAUGACCUGGUGCUGGCUGAGGAUGAGGAGAUGAAUCGAAUGCAUGAGAGCAUGAAGCUGUUUGACUCCAUCUGCAACAACAAGUGGUUCACAGACACCUCCAUCAUCCUCUUCCUCAACAAGAAAGACCUGUUUGAGGAAAAGAUCAAAAAGAGCCCGCUCACAAUCUGCUACCCAGAAUAUGCAGGCUCCAACACCUACGAGGAGGCAGCAGCGUACAUUCAGUGUCAGUUUGAGGACCUGAACAAGAGAAAGGACACCAAGGAGAUCUACACCCACUUCACCUGUGCCACCGACACCAAGAACGUGCAGUUUGUGUUUGAUGCCGUCACCGACGUCAUCAUCAAGAACAACCUGAAGGACUGUGGGCUUUUCUGAAGGCAGCCUGGUGGCCGGCUUAACGAGUGACUUUAUUCAAGGGGACUUUGACUGGAGGGGACUUCAUGGACCCUGCUGAGAAUGUCACUUUUAACCUCUUAUUAACUUAUGUUCAUCUCUAAAAGUUUUAAAGACGGUGUGUAGAAAAAACCUUUUGUGUAAAAUAUUUGUACAACGGUCUAUGGCUGGGGAUUUUUCACAGUUUUUAAAAUGUGCUUGUUUUACCUUUUAUUAUCGUUGUUUUAAAAUUUUAUAUAAAAAGGGGGGCCUUGACAUUGUUUUUGUCCAUGAAUGAACACUUUUUGUCUUUUGUUUGUAGGUCCUUGUGCCUUGCAUGCGUUAGUUGCAGUGUUUUCUUUUUGUUCAGUUAGAUAUAGAUGUAUGUAGAUGUUACCAUGAACGCGCUUCUC
Messenger RNA from Perca fluviatilis (European perch), 1620 nucleotides. Its product is annotated as guanine nucleotide-binding protein G(i) subunit alpha-1. Gene Ontology annotation, molecular function: G protein-coupled serotonin receptor binding; GTP binding; G-protein beta/gamma-subunit complex binding. The record is from RefSeq and is a predicted model, not a curated record. Bases 146 to 1210 code for a protein of 354 amino acids. Gene Ontology annotation, cellular component: heterotrimeric G-protein complex. The transcript has 10 exons. Lineage: Eukaryota; Metazoa; Chordata; Actinopteri; Perciformes; Percidae. Gene Ontology annotation, biological process: adenylate cyclase-modulating G protein-coupled receptor signaling pathway.